Messenger RNA from Penicillium macrosclerotiorum, 3534 nucleotides. It is a transcript of the gene pan2n2, whose product is annotated as poly(A)-specific ribonuclease. Gene Ontology annotation, cellular component: PAN complex; P-body. The record is from RefSeq and is a predicted model, not a curated record. Bases 1 to 3534 code for a protein of 1177 amino acids. Lineage: Eukaryota; Fungi; Ascomycota; Eurotiomycetes; Eurotiales; Aspergillaceae. The transcript has 3 exons. Gene Ontology annotation, molecular function: protein binding; poly(A)-specific ribonuclease activity; nucleic acid binding. Gene Ontology annotation, biological process: nuclear-transcribed mRNA poly(A) tail shortening; mRNA processing.
AUGGAGGCCGACUGGGAUGAGCUGGCACGCAUUCCAAUGCCGCCGCCGAGUCCGCAUGGACUUCCUACAGUUGCGACGGCGGUGGCAUUUGAUGAUGUGAUGGAACUUUUGUGGACGGGAAACGAAUAUGGCAGAAUAUCGUCUUUCUGCGGACCCGAUUUGCAACGGUAUACCUCUGUACGAGCACACCCAGUCUCGGAGGGUAUGGUGCGGCAGAUUCUUUUCCAUGAACGUGGUGUAAUCUCGCUGUCCUCAAAGAGUGUGCAUAUGAUCACGCGCCGUGGCCUGACGCAAUGGCAUCUCGCGCACGAGGAGAUGGUUGAUCUUCGUUGCAUGAGCUUUACGGCGCAGACGAAUCGGAUUCUUGUGGCAGGCUGCCAGCGUGUGAUGUUCACGGUUGAUAUUGAUAAAGGCACAAUCGUGGAGAAAUUGGAUACCGAUCAUAAUUAUACCCUCAUGAAGAAGAGCCGUUAUCUGUGCGCGGCUACGGAUACCGGAUCGGUGAACGCGCUCAGCCUAACGGACUUCAAGGUCGUCAAGUCAUGGAAGGCCCAUGGGACUGCUGUGAAUGACAUGGAUGCGCGCAAUGACUUGCUGGUCACCUGUGGCUUUUCUGUCCGCCAUCUCGGCUCCCCCAUCGUCGAUCCCCUGGCCAAUGUGUAUGACUUGAAGACAUUAUCGCCAUUACCCCCGAUACCAUUCCACGCAGGCGCAGCAUAUGUCCGCAUGCACCCUAAACUCCAUACGACCAGUUUUGUCGCUUCACAGACUGGCCAACUUCAGGUGGUGGAUCUUAUGAAUCCGAAUGCGAUCAAUCUUCGACAAGCCAAUGUAUCCCUGAUGCUAGGGCUUGAUCUUUCCCCAUCGGGGGAAGCGCUGGCCAUUAAUGAUGCUGAAUGUUCCAUUCAUCUCUGGGGAUCCCCGGCUAAGAUCCACUUCAAUGAGAUGAGCAAAGAGACCGAGUUCGCAGAUGUACCGACACGGCCACCACCAAUUGACUGGUCUCCUGAAACGCCACUCAAUAUGGUCGGACUUCCAUACUAUCACGACCGUCUCUAUUCUGCAUGGCCGAGUCAUCUUGUGUUCGAGGUCGGCAGCCCACCACCUCAAUUAGAUCAGUCGCUGCUUCCGUAUCUACGCCAGGCAGAGGUCGGCCAUCACGCACCAAACCCUAGAAAGUCUCGCCGUUAUCAACUUGAAAAUACACGUGCUUUGGCGACAGCCGAGCCGUCCCUUAUUGCUCCAAAGUUCCUGAGCGAGAAAGCUCGGGAUCAGAGCAAGUCGGAUUCCAAAGGCUCCGUUAGUGACGCAGCCGAGGCAUUGGCUGGCGCGAAGAUCAACGGUGAGAGUGAUGAUGACCCAUUGCUCAAGUACAGUAACGUGGAGAUCAAGUAUAGCCGAUUCGGUGUCGAUGAUUUUGAUUUUCGAUUUUAUAACAAGACCACAUUUUCCGGCCUCGAAACCCACAUUGCCAACUCGUUUACAAAUUCUCUUCUUCAGCUCUUCAAGUUUGUUCCUCUAUUUCGAAAUCUUGCUUUGACUCAUGCCGCUGGAUCUUGUAUUUUCGAACACUGUCUUCUGUGCGAAUUAGGCUACCUGUUCGACAUGCUAGAGAAAGCCAAUGGCCAGAACUGCCAAGCUACCAAUUUGUUAAAGACAUUUAGCAGUUUCCGAGAAGCGUCUAACCUGGGUCUUUUGGAAGAGAACCUGACCAACAAAUCCCUCUCGACGGCCAUUCAGGCUGUAAAUCGCUUCUUCUUAACGCAGAUCGCACACGACUUUCGCAUGAUUCAACCUAGUUCCGAAGAACUAGACCAACGUCUUGCCACUAUCGCCUCUGAGUCUAUUCGGUGUAUGUUCUGCCAGAAUGAGACCGUGCGACCGGGCAACUCCCUCGCCAACGAACUUUUGUAUCCCAAUUUGGAUAUGAAGCAUGCGCGACGCAACCCGGCCUUCCGAUUCUCAAGCAUCUUACGUGCGAGCAUUGAGCGUGAGACACAGAACCGAGGAUGGUGCAAUUAUUGUCGCCGAUACCAGCAAGUGAUGAUACGGAAAACUGUCCAUCGUAUGCCCCUUGUUCUCGUGCUUAAUGCGGCGUUGACAAAUCCUAUCUGCCGCCGAUUGUGGGCAAUUCCUGGAUGGCUACCCGAAGCGGUUGGCGUGGUCAUCGACAACGGGCAGGUCCUGUGUUUUGAAGGCGAGGAUCUCAAGUUACACGAACAGAAUAAUACCCCUGGCCUUGUAGUGUAUGAUCUAGUCGGCCUGGUAUCGGAAAUUGAUAUUCCCGAGCACCAGAAGCCGCAUUUGGUCUCUUUUAUCAAUGUCUCUAUUUCUGAGAAAGAGAAGCAGGGACUAAACAAUAGGUGGCAUCUGUUCAACGACUUUCUAGUGACAGAGGUGGAUCAAGAUGAAGCUCUGCGGUUUACACAGCCUUGGAAGCAGCCUUGUGUCUUGGCUUUUCAAGUUAGGGAUGCUCGCCACUCGGUCGACGAUUCAUGGAAGAAUUCUCUCGAUACGACACUACUGUUCCGCGAGUGGUCUCUGAAUGGCGGCCAUCAAGUGGAAUCAUGCCGCACCCUCACCGAAGAAGAGAAGCCGCAACCUGGAACACCUCUGGCGCUCGACACCGAAUUCGUCGACCUCGAAAAGGCCGAGAUUGACGUUAAAGCAGACGGAUCGCAGGAGAUCGUGCGGCCCAAUAAGAGCGGUCUUGCGCGAGUUUCCGUUUUGCGAGGCUCAGGGGUUCACGAGGGCGUUCCGUUCAUCGACGACUAUAUUACCAUUCGAGAGCCGAUCGUUGACUAUGUCACCCAAUACUCCGGCAUCAAACCUGGAGAUCUGGACCCUCGCACCAGCGAUCAUAACCUGGUUCCCCUCAAGGCCGCCUACAAAAAGCUCUGGCUCCUUCUGAACCUCGGCUGCGUAUUCGUGGGGCAUGGUCUGGCCUCUGAUUUCCGCAAAAUCAACAUCCAAGUCCCGAAGUCUCAGACUGUGGAUACCCAAUACCUUUUCUUUCACCCUGGUAAGAACCGCCGUCUUAGCUUGCGUUAUCUUGCUUGGGCCGUUUUCAAGGAGUUCAUCCAGGAAGAGCCCACUACGGAAAUUGUCCAUGGCCACGAUUCCAUUGAAGAUGCCCGAAUGGCGCUGCGUCUCUGGAAAAAAUUCCAAGAAUACGAAGAUGCAGGCAUUGUUGCUCAAAUUCUAGAAGAAAUCUUCCGUGAAGGCUCGAAGCUAGGCUUCCGACCUCCUCCCAAGAACGGAGGAACUGCUGCCGUGCUCUCCCGCCCCGGCACUGCAGUCACGAUGCAGAACAACAGCGGCCGAAAUACUCCUAGUACUCCUAAUGCGAGUGGAGACGCUGCUGCUGCCGUAUCGACCGUUUCAACUAGUGCGGCUGUGACAACGCCUGGACCUACAAGCGCCCCUACAACUCCCCGCCAGGCUUUCCGGCGAUCAAUCGCCUUGACACCGAGCAAUGGUACUUUCUCUGGCCCCGGCGCGGGAGACUUUUUUGGAGGCAGCCCAUUGCGAUAG